AUGUCGGAGAAACGAAUAACUAGCAUGGUCGAGAGAGGUAACAAGAAGAGACAGAGAGUGAAACAAGUAGCCGAGUUCUGCAUCAACGAUCACCACGACGUUCUCGUAGAAAUCCUACGGCGUCUAGACGGGCCCUCGCUGUGCUCAGCCGCAUGCGUGUGUCGUCUGUGGUCGGCCGUGGCUCGCAACGACUCCAUAUGGGAAGAGCUCUGUUUCCGACAGGUCGCACCACGACCUUCCCUUUCCCUUCGCUCCGUCGUGUCGGCUCUCGGCGGCUACCGAUGUCUCUACUUCCUCUGCAUCCGUCCGGUCCUAGCACGACUCCCCAAGCUCCUCUGGAGCCGAGACCAGCUCCAGCUUUCGCUCUCCCUUUACUGCGUCCACUACUACGAACGCCUCUACGUCGGCGCGUGGCUAUCAGACGCGCCACCUUCCUCGCUCAUGUUCCUCCGCAAGCCCGUCAACGUCGUCUGA
This is a messenger RNA of Arabis nemorensis, 474 nucleotides long. Lineage: Eukaryota; Viridiplantae; Streptophyta; Magnoliopsida; Brassicales; Brassicaceae. The record is from the annotation of a GenBank genome assembly.